Schistosoma margrebowiei is the source of this 1867-nucleotide messenger RNA. The record is from the annotation of a GenBank genome assembly. Lineage: Eukaryota; Metazoa; Platyhelminthes; Trematoda; Strigeidida; Schistosomatidae.
GCAAUUUUAUUCCUUGUAUCUCAGUCUUCCGGAUCGCGUCAAACUUUCUUCCAGGAUUUUGGCCAAUUUCUCCGUCUGAUAGGAUAUGAGUUCACAGAAAGGUAACACUCAGCGCACAAGACCUCAGAAAUAUAAGAAUACUAAGGCUUUUAAAAACAACUUGCAUGAUACGUCUAAAGAAGUCAAACGUCUCAACAAUCUGACGUUCGACUUUUUGUGUCCUAGAUGUACAGGUGUUGUGCAAUGGAGAGUCAAAUACAAAAAGUAUCAUCAAUUAGCAAACCCUAGAGUUUGGUAAGCUGGCUAACAUUUUUAUAUAUAAACGGUAUAUCGUUGCCUGAUAACGUUGUUUAUCAGAAGGAAAACUUCCAAAAAACCAUCCUUUAUAUCACGUUAAGUUACUCUGUUCAUUAUUGAGUAUCAGGAAAUUUUUUGUAAUUCGUAUUUAUAAAUAUGCUUACAUGUAAACCGAUUUUUGAAAUUGUAACUUCAAAAAUCGUUUCCCUUAUGAUAAACACACUAAUAUUAGUUUUCAUUUGCCCCAGUUAUUUAUUCUCAUUCAUAUCCUCGUAUUCUAAGGUUCACCGUCAAGGUAAAUUUAUUACGUACAAUUAUUUCUUUUGAGUCUGAAUACUUACUCUGCAUGUACUGAUUUGCUUUUCGUAUUUUUAUUUUACAUCUGGGAAGAGUAUUUUUCACUGUUGCAAAUGCUUUUCUACAGAACUUUAUUCAGUCAACUGUUAAAAACGUGUUCAUCAGAUAAGAUGUAUCUGAUAAAAUUAGAACAGCUCAAAGCUCAGGAAGCUCAUGACUCGUUCAAAUAGAAUAUCACUAAUCAUAGUACGAUGAAGUUUGCAUCUUACAUACUAUCUUCUUUAAAUGGUUCUCCAAAUUUAUCAAAUGGAAAGACUAAUUAGGUACAGUAUAAUUAUAAAUAAUUGGUUGCUUCAGUUUUUUAGUCGAUUGAUAUCUAGUUCUAGUGCGAAAGUUUUGUAUACAGUAGUAAAGUCAGUUAUUUUCCCUAACUAGUUUUAUUUUCAGUUUUGGUGUACUCUAUGCAGUUAGGUUCUCUCAUAUAAAAUUGGAUCUCUUGAGGCGUUAUUUGGAAUAGUUGGUGGUUCUUCAGAUGAAAUAUCCAGUUUUAAGUUACUUUCUGUGCGUCUCUCAGAACACAUCAUUCUUUUAGGUCACUAACCUAAUAAGACUCGUCAGGAUAUUUGAGGCAAUGAACCUAUAAGUCAGGAGUUUGCGAAAAAUCAUGCUGUCUUGAGAAGUGCAUAAUGAUGGUUUAUGAAGAGGAAUUUGAGAAUUUAUGAGAAAAGCUAUUCAGAAAAUUUACUGUGAUUAAUAGUGUGGAGUUUGGUUUGACAAUAAAUUGUUUUGCACUGCUAUAAGGCUUCAUGAACAAUAAAAGCAGGUGGUGCCCUCAGAUAAAAAAAUAUGGAUAUAGUGUGAAGUGUAACGGGAAGACUGUAAAGCAAGCCUACCAUACAAUCUGUACAGAUUGUUCAAGUGCUUUGAAAAUCUGCUCUAAGUGUGGAAAAUCGGAUGAAUCGAUUACCUUCGGUGCUACAGAAAAUCAAGAAGAUAUUAACCAACAGUUUAUUGAUGCUUUGAAAAAUGUUCGUGAGAGAGAACGCCGUGCUCUUCUUCGUUUGACCCAGUCCAAUAAAAAACCAGUUGAGUCAGGUAAUAUUAACGCUGACGAGGAAUUUCAUCUAAACAGUCUGAAUAAGUUAAUUGUGAAGGAACUAUCGGAUAUCAAAUUUGAUGAGGACAAAUAUGAAUCAGAUGAUUAUAAAUCCAGUUAGCGGGAUCUCAUUAAAAUGUACUUGUAAAUUUCAUAAAGCAGAUUAUUUCCAAACCA